AUGGAAAACAAAAAAGAGAUUAAAGAUCAAGAAAAAUCUAAACCUAUAGAGAAAUCCAAAUCCUUAGUCCCUAUGUUAGAUAAAGAAGAUAUAGAGACAUUGAAAUCACAAUUAUAGAAAUAUGAAUAUUUGAAAUUGAAAUAUAAUUUAUGA
Molecule: messenger RNA, 153 nt
Organism: Paramecium sonneborni
Lineage: Eukaryota; Ciliophora; Oligohymenophorea; Peniculida; Parameciidae
Source: the annotation of a GenBank genome assembly